Molecule: messenger RNA, 5001 nt
Organism: Fusarium keratoplasticum
Lineage: Eukaryota; Fungi; Ascomycota; Sordariomycetes; Hypocreales; Nectriaceae
Product: NACHT domain-containing protein
Exons: 5
Coding region: 1-5001 (1666 amino acids)
Biological process (GO): establishment of mitotic spindle orientation; protein phosphorylation; vesicle transport along microtubule
Cellular component (GO): cytoplasmic microtubule; microtubule associated complex; kinetochore
Molecular function (GO): dynein complex binding; protein kinase activity; microtubule plus-end binding
Source: RefSeq, a predicted model, not a curated record
AUGAGCUACUCAAACCAGCCGAACCAAUGGGUUCCCGACCUCGUCCACAACUCUAAACUGACCAUCCAUUCCCGCGCCGACGGUGUGACCAAGCACACCGUCCGCGACUCGAACCAGCCCCAUCGCCGGCGGUCGGCCCGUCGAGAGGAGACGUGGCAUCAACAGCGGCAGCUUGGCAGUGGCAGCUUCGGAUGCGUCUGGCUAGAGAAGUGUAUCUCUGGGCCCCGGAUAGGCAAGCUCCGGGCCGUCAAGGAGAUGCGCAAGGAUACCUCGCUGCCGGUACCGUACAUGCGAGAGCUUGAGGCAAUGGCCAUAUUUCGGAACGAUGAGUAUGUCGAUUGCUUCGUUGAGUUCUAUGGCUGGUUCGAGUACGAGAAUAUGGUCUUCAUCGCAAUGGAGUAUAUUGAGCACGGAGACCUCCAAAACUACAUGAGCCAGCCCUUUUCUGAGGCCCAUGCAAAGGUCAUUUGCUCCCAACUGGUCGAGGGCCUUGGAUACAUGCACAAAAAGGGCUUUGCUCACCGCGAUCUCAAACCGAAGAACAUCCUCGUCUACCGACCCGAGCCCGACUGGUGGGUCAAGAUCGGCGACCUUGGCAUCGCCAAGCGUACUAAGCAAGACGGCACGGCUCUCCAUACCAAGAUCUACACGAGAAGCUAUGCGGCUCCCGAAGUCAGGGUGCUUCCUCGUAACCAGAGCUCGUCAUCGACCGAUGAGGCCUUCUCCUACACCUUCGCUGUCGACAUGUGGGCGCUCGGCGAGCUGCUGUUCCGUAUGAUGGCCCAGUGCGCCGUCUUCCCUAACGAUGUGGACCUUUUCAACUACUACGCCUCGGACCAACCACCGUUCCCCUUAGCGCCGCUAAAAGACAUUGGAGUGAGUCAGGACUGCUGCAGCUUCGUCACUAAAUGCAUGGCAGCCAAACCCGAGGAUCGUCUCACGGCCUCCGACGCCGCUGUGCACCCUUGGGUGCAAAUCUCGCGGCUGUCAUCACGAUCCAGCAGCCAUAGCUCAUUGAGGAGGGCGCCCGAAGAACCACCGUCCAUUGCCGACGGGGACCCGGGGCGGACCAUGACACCACAUCCGCAGGUGGUCUGUCAUUUCGAGGCAACAGCUCAGUGGACAACCGAUCCCCAGGAACCUCGACAGGUCCGGGAUCUCCAGAUUAUGCGGCCGAUUUCAAGCGCCAUCAUCUCCGGCGAUCCUUCCAAUGUAUCUCAACAUAGCCCAGCAGCGAGUUCCGUUGAAACAACCACCCUGAUGGACGGUCAGGUCCAUGCAAGUCUAUUGCAGGCAGCAGAAAAAGAGCACGAGAGCGUGGCUAAGCCACGCCCUGAGGACGGGGCUGAGAUCACGAUUCCGGACAAUGAUACCCAACGACGGGACACUCUCGUUAAACUAGACGCGCUCCCCCCCGGGCGGGAUUCCACUUACGAGCGAAUAAUGGAACGCAUUGAUGGCUCGAAACAUGCAGUUCUCUGCAGGGAAGUCCUGGCCAUUGUCUCAGUCGUCUACCGCCCGAUUGCCUUGAAUGAGCUGAAGGUUCUGGUUCAGUCACCUGGGAGCUUUACCGAUGACCACUUGAAAGAAGUCGUCAGGUCUUGCAGCUCGUUCUUGACUCUUCGAGAAGGCGUCGUUUGCUUCGUGCGUCAAUCGGCGAAAGAUUUCCUCCUUAACAAAGCAUCCGGCCACAUCAUGCCUUUUGGCAUCGCGCACCAGCACCAUGCCCUCUUCUCGAGGUCGCUAGCGGCCCUGUUAAAAACCCUCCGGCGCGACAUUUACAGCCUAAGCACUCCGGGAUUUCCCAUCGAUCGGGUUUCGCCGCCCGACACCGACCCAUUGUCUUCGAUUCGAUAUUCAUGCGUCUAUUGGGUCGACCAUCUCCACGACUCAGAUUCCACAGAGGUCGACAAUGUUCUACAGGAUAACGGCAACGUCCAUGGAUUCAUCCAGGAGAACUUUCUGUAUUGGCUGGAAUGUCUUGGUCUCCUACGGAGCAUGUCAGAGGGAGUCAAGGCGGUACACAAGCUUGAGGCUUUAGUGAAAAAUGCGGAAGCGCAGCAACUUACAAAACUGCUUCGAGACGCGCGUCGUUUCAUUCUUUCUAACAGACGGCCAAUCGAGAUUGCUCCAUUGCAGGCCUAUGCGUCCGCGCUCGUGUUCAGUCCCGAACACAGUCUCAUUAGAGAGCUCUUCAAGGUGGAGGAGCCGGAUUGGAUGAUAUUGAAGCCAAGAAUGGAGGCAGAUUGGAACGCUUGCGAGCAGACGCUCAAGGGCCAUGGCGGCUCGGUGUCAUCGGUGGCCUUCUCGGCGGACGGCCGGCGUCUCGCGUCGGGCUCAGACGACCGGACGGUUAGGAUCUGGGACGCGGCGACAGGCGCGUGCGUGCAGACGCUUGAGGGCCAUGGCGACUGGGUGACGUCGGUGGCCUUCUCGGCGGACGGCCGGCGUCUCGCGUCGGGCUCGUGGGAUCAGACGGUCAGGAUCUGGGACGCGGCGACAGGCGCGUGCGUGCAGGCGCUUAAGGGCCAUGGCGGCUCGGUGACGUCGGUGGCCUUCUCGGCGGACGGCCAGUAUCUCGCGUCGGGCUCAUGGGAUCAGACGGUCAAGAUCUGGGACGCGGCGACAGGCGCGUACAUGCAGACGCUCGAGGGCCACGGCGGCUCGGUGUCAUCAGUGGCCUUCUCGGCGGACGGCCGGCGUCUCGCAUCGGGCUCAGAUGAUCAGACGGUUAAGAUCUGGGACGCGGCGAUAGGCGCGUGCGUGCAGACGCUCGAGGGCUAUGGCGGCUCGGUGACGUCGGUGGCCUUCUCGGCGGACGGCCGGCGUCUCGCGUCGGGCUCGCGGGAUAAGACGGUCAGGAUCUGGGACGCGGCGACAGGCGCGUGCGUGCAGACGCUCGAGGGCCAUGGCGGCUGGGUGACGUCGGUGGCCUUCUCGGCAGACGGCCGGCGUCUCGCAUCAGGCUUAUAUAACCGGACGGUUAGGAUCUUAGAUGCGGCGACAGGCGCGUGCGUGCAGACGCUUGAGGGCCAUGGCGGCUCGGUGACGUCGGUGGCCUUCUCGGCGGACGGCCGGCGUCUCGCGUCGGGCUCGCGGGAUCAGAUGGUUAAGAUCUGGGACGCGGCGAUAGGCGCGUGCGUGCAGACGCUCGAGGGCUAUGGCGGCUUAAUAUCAUCAGUGGCCUUCUCGGCGGACGGCCGGCGUCUCGCGUCGGGCUCGCAGGACCAGACGGUCAGGAUCUGGGAUGCGGCGACAGGCGCGUGCGUGCAGACGCUUGAGGGCCAUGGCGACUGGGUGACGUCGGUGGCCUUCUCGGCGGACGGCCGGCGUCUCGCGUCGGGCUCGUGGGAUCAGACGGUCAGGAUCUGGGACGCGGCGACAGGCGCGUGCGUGCAGGCGCUCGAGGGCCAUGGCGGCUGGGUGACGUCGGUGGCCUUCUCGGCGGACGGCCGGCGUCUCGCGUCAGGCUCGUGGGAUCAGACGGUUAAGAUCUGGGACGCGGCGAUAGGCGCAUGUAUGCAGACGCUUAAGGGCCAUGGCGGCUCGGUGACGUCGGUGGCCUUCUCGGCGGACGGCCAGUAUCUCGCGUCGGGCUCAUGGGAUCAGACGGUCAAGAUCUGGGACGCGGCGACAGGCGCGUACAUGCAGACGCUCGAGGGCCACGGCGGCUCGGUGUCAUCAGUGGCCUUCUCGGCGGACGGCCGGCGUCUCGCAUCGGGCUCAGAUGAUCAGACGGUUAAGAUCUGGGACGCGGCGACAGGCGCGUGCGUGCAGACGCUCGAGGGCUAUGGCGGCUCGGUAUCAUCGGUGGCCUUCUCGGCAGACGGCCGGCGUCUCGCAUCAGGCUCAUAUAACCGGACGGUUAGGAUCUGGGAUGCGGCGACAGGCGCGUGCGUGCAGACGCUUGAGGGCCAUGGCGGCUCGGUGACGUCGGUGGCCUUCUCGGCGGACGGCCGGCGUCUCGCGUCGGGCUCGUGGGAUCAGACGGUCAGGAUCUGGGACGCGGCAACAGGCGCGUGCGUGCAGGCGCUUAAGGGCUAUAGCGGCUGGGUGACGUCGGUGGCCUUCUCGGCAGACGGCGAGCAUCUCGCAUCAGGCUUAUAUAACCGGACGGUUAGGAUCUGGGAUGCAGCGAUAGGCGCGUGCGUGCAGACGCUUGAGGGCCAUGGCGGCUCGGUGACGUCGGUGGCCUUCUCGGCGGACGGCCAGCGUCUCGCAUCGGGCUCGCGGGAUAAGACGGUCAGGAUCUGGGACGCGGCGACAGGCGCGUGCAUGCAGACGCUUAAGGGCCAUGGCUGGGUGUUCUCGGCUGACGGCUGGGUGACGUCGGUGGCCUUCUCGGCGGACGGCCGGCGUCUCGCGUCGGGCUCGCGGGAUCAGACGGUCAGGAUCUGGGAUGCGGCGAUAGGCGCGUGCGUGCAGACGCUCGAGGGCCAUGGCGGCUGGGUGACGUCGGUGGCCUUCUCGGCGGACGGCCGGCGUCUCGCGUCGGGCUCGCGGGAUCAGACGGUCAGGAUCUGGGACGCGGCGACAGGCGCGUGCAUGCAGACGCUCGAGGGCCAUGGCGGCUCGGUGACGUCGGUGGCCUUCUCGGCGGACGGCCGGCGUCUCGCGUCGGGCUCGGACGAUCAGACGGUCAGGAUCUGGGACGCGGCGACAGGCGCGUGCGUGCAGACACUCAACGUCGGGAGACUAUUAUAUCGCCUUUCAUUCGAUCCAACAACUAACUCUCGCCUCUCUACUGACAUUGGACUUCUGAACUUGGAACUACCGAAUCAAACGCCUGCUAUUGACGCCCAGUCCACUGAGGAGACCAUCUUACAAUGUGCUAGCCACUCCGGUUACGGUAUAAGCACCGACGGGGUAUGGGUCGUGAAGGAUGAAAUGAAUAUGCUUUGGCUACCUUCGGAGUAUCGCCCGGUGGAAUCGGCUGUGGUUGGAUCAAUGGUCGCUUUCAGCUGUGCUUCAGGUCGUGUACUGGCAAUGAAGUUCUCUUGA